This is a messenger RNA of Osmerus eperlanus (European smelt), 4296 nucleotides long. RefSeq names its product POC1 centriolar protein homolog B (Chlamydomonas), like (gene galnt4). NCBI's taxonomy places the organism in Eukaryota, Metazoa, Chordata, Actinopteri, Osmeriformes, Osmeridae. Gene Ontology annotation, biological process: protein O-linked glycosylation. The record is from RefSeq and is a predicted model, not a curated record. Gene Ontology annotation, molecular function: polypeptide N-acetylgalactosaminyltransferase activity. The coding region runs from base 464 to 2224 and encodes 586 amino acids. Gene Ontology annotation, cellular component: Golgi apparatus. The transcript has 11 exons.
AACUUUUCAAACUUCCUGAUGAUCUUUGGUCCAAGGUAAUGACAGCUCAGUUUCUCCACAUUUCAGAAAGAAAUCUGAAACUCCUAAGUUUUAUAUGAUAGCCUAGCUUAAUAUACAUCGUAAACUUCUCGUCAUAUCUUGUUCAGCAUUGUCCAAAGAAUGCACGAAGGAUUAAUUUACUGGGCAUUCAAAAGUGACCGCCGGCGGAAGCCAAGCUAGUUGCUUUAGACUAGCCCUAUUUGCUAACAGCGCAACAUCGUCAACGUGGAAAGAAGGAUGUGGAUAUGCUGACCGCUGCAACAUCUACAUACAAGUCAGAUUUAGUGACAAGAACUCUCAACAGCCGCUGCAAAGAGCAUGGAAUGUAGAGAAGAGGACUCUGGCUUGGGCACUGUAGUGUCCACUGUGUAGCGCUACUUCACUACUUUGCGUGGCCAGACGGGGCGCCAGCAGGAGGCCGGCGAUGAGGGUGCGCUGCUCACGCAAGCUCAACCUCCUGACCAAGACCUUCUUCCUCGUCGGCGUCCUGUGGCUGGCCUACGUGUUCCUGGCCCCCGCGUCCACCUCCGGGGCCGCGGGAGAGGAUGGUGGGGGCCGCUCCCUGCUGGUCCGGCAGUUUGCCUCGCUGGGGGGGGAGGAUGGGGGGAGGGCGGCGGAGCCGCCGACCAGGCCCGUUUACGUGAAGGCGCCGGCGGACAGCAACGCGCCCGGAGAGUGGGGGAAGGCCACCAGGCUCGACCUGGGGCCCGAGGACAAGAAGCUGGAGGAGGACAGCGUGGAGCGCUACGCCAUAAACAUCUACGUCAGCGACAGGAUCUCCCUGCAUCGCCACAUCCAGGACAACAGGAUGUACGAGUGUCGAGCGAAGAUAUUUGACUACCGUCACCUGCCCACCACGUCCGUCAUCAUAGCGUUCUACAACGAGGCGUGGUCCACCCUGCUCAGGACCAUCCACAGUGUGCUGGAGUCCACCCCCGCCAUCCUGCUGAAGGAGAUCAUCCUCAUCGACGACUUCAGCGAGAGGGUCUAUCUGAAGUCUCAGCUGGCUGGGUACAUCAGCAACCUGGAGCGUGUGCGCCUCAUCCGCACCAACAAGAGGGAGGGGCUGGUGAGGGCGAGGCUCAUCGGCGCCACCUACGCCACGGGAGACGUCCUGACCUUCCUUGACUGUCACUGCGAGUGCGUCCCUGGCUGGAUCGAGCCUCUGCUGGAGAGGAUUGGUGAGAACAAGAGCACCAUUGUGUGUCCGGUCAUUGACACCAUCGACUGGAACACCUUUGAGUUCUACAUGCAGACGGACGAGCCCAUGAUCGGGGGCUUCGACUGGAGGCUGACCUUCCAGUGGCAUGCCGUCCCCGAGGCCGACCGCAACAGACGCAAGUCUCGCAUCGAACCCAUUAGGUCUCCUACCAUGGCGGGUGGACUGUUUGCUGUGAGCAAGGCCUACUUUGAGUACCUGGGUACCUAUGAUAUGGGCAUGGAGGUGUGGGGAGGAGAGAACCUGGAGCUCUCGUUUAGGGUCUGGCAGUGUGGGGGCAGCCUGGAGAUCCACCCCUGCUCUCACGUGGGCCACGUCUUCCCCAAGAAGGCCCCCUACGCCCGGCCCAACUUCCUCCAGAACACCGUCCGUGCCGCCGAGGUCUGGAUGGACUCCUACAAGCAGCACUUCUACAACAGGAACCCACCGGCCAGGAAGGAGUCUUAUGGGGACAUCUCAGAGAGGGUUGUGCUGAGGGACAGGUUGAAGUGUCAGAGCUUCGACUGGUACCUGAGGAACAUCUACCCUGACCUGCAUGUGCCUGAGGACCGAGAGGGCUGGCACGGAGCCGUUCGUAGCUCUGGGAUCCAUUCAGAGUGUCUGGACUACAACUCCCCAGAGCACAGUCCUACAGGAGCGCACAUCUCUCUGUUCGGCUGUCAUGGACAGGGAGGCAACCAGUACUUUGAGUACACAUCACAGAAGGAGAUCCGCUUCAACUCGGUGACAGAGCUGUGUGCUGAGGUGCUGCAGGGCCAGACCCACGUGGGGAUGAGGCACUGCCCUCGUGACAGACUCCCCAGGCCUCCCUCCAUCAUCUGGGAGUUCAGAGACGACGGCAGCAUCUACCACCCUCUCUCCGACUCCUGCGUCACGUCCUACCGCACCAACGAGGGACGCACAGACAUCCAGAUGAAGAAGUGCUCCCCUGCAGACAAAAACCAGCGCUGGACGUUUGAGUGGUGACAGGAAACAGGAAGCAGGAAGUGGCAUUUCAAGUGACCUUUUGACCUUGUGUGAUGGCCUCUGUGGUGCGUUUUCCUGAAACUCAUUUUAAUGAACAGAAAGAUUUUGUUCAACGACAAGAUGUUUUGGGGGAGCGAGGACUUUUAGGAUGCAAGUCUUGUGACAACGUUUUUUAAACCAUGACCGAGGUAAAAACCACAAGGCCUGUUUCCUGUUUGACAGUGUACAGUAUCCCUUCCGGUGCCUUCGUCAGAUGCAAAAGAGGCCAGACCACACCUGAAGUGCCAAUACUUCUACCCAUCAUUGUUAAUUCUGUAUACACACAUUGUGUUUGUAUUCGCUUUUAGACUGUUCUCUCUUGUGCUAUACUAGACAGGUCUGUAGACCAUGUGCCUUGAAACGUGGGGGGGGGUCUUCAUCUUCCUUAACCCUUGUGCUGCCUUCGGGUCACAUGACCCAAAGGUUCACAACGAACCAUGGUUGUGUUUACCCAAUUUUAUCCAAUACAAAAACAAAUAAAUAGCAUUUUCUUUUAAACUUCGCAAUGUGGGGGGUCUGAGACAGCCCGACGGUUAAAAGAAAAUGCUUCAGUUUGUUUUUGUAUGCGGUAAAGUUGUUGCAAUACGACGGUGGGUCACAAUGACUGAUGGGUCAGAAUGACCCGAAGAUAACACAAGGGUUGAGUCCUCCUUGACUAGGAAGCUCAUUACAUUUCUGAUGCUGAAUAAUCCUCUCAUCAAUGUUUUGACGUCAAAACCUGGCACACAUCAGGUGAUCAAAUAUAUACUUCCAAUAAUGUUUUAAGAAUGUCCAUGGGCGAUAGGAAAUGUAUCUACACUUAUAUACUAUUCUAUAAUCAGUCUUGGGUGUACACGUUGACUCUUAAGCAGUGUCUACUUUAAGUGAGACAUUACUCUGAGACGGUGUGAUAUCUUUGAGAUAUUACUGCACGGCCCAUGACUGUACAGAAUGCUGUGACAGUGACAAUGGUGUGGAAUCAUGGGAGAGUGAUAUGCUGUUGGGAGCAGAACUAGACUGAUCUAACUCAGAACUAUGUCUCAGGAGACGCCCAGGAGUCGGGCUACAGGCUGUUGGAGCAAGACUUGAAGACGUCUGUUGAGCGUUUGUUAAGCUUAACGUGCAAUUUGACCGGAGGGAGGGGGACACAGGGAGAAGACAUGGGGUCCAUGGUGGCUGUUAGAUUCGACUUCUGUGGACUGUAAAUUAAAAGUUGCCCUUCAUACAGUACUAGCCUACUGUGCCUCAAAGUCUCACCUCUGCAGCCUAAUGGACAGACCUCGCUUUAGCACACUGUGUUCCUACUAUUGACCGUAGGUUUGACAAGUUCAUUUCAAAGAAUCAUGUGUCACUCUCCAAACUUGCUCACCAGAAUUCUGCUAUAUCCUUCCUCACUUCUAAACUGGGAUGUCUUUGGGUUUUUCUAAUGGGGCUUGAUGGGGUUUUUGUGGACUAAAAGAACAUACAUUAGAUCUUCAUAAAAAAAGAUUUGAUGUAACUUGAUUCUUAUUUUUUGCAGUUGAAGUGCUUGUUGAUUUCUUUGUACUGCAGGUGAUUUGAUAUAAUAAGUCUUUUGUGGUGUUUUGCACUUUAUGGCUUUUUGAAAUGUUUUUAUUUGUUAAGGAAUGGUUGAUCCUAGAAAACAACUCUUUACUAUGUAUUUUCUUUUCUGUUGUUUUUUGUAAAUGAUGUGAUGCAAAUGAUAAGGGAAUUGUGCGUGUUUGAACUACUAAUGAAGCACAAGAGAUUGAGAAGUUAAUCACAUGAUGAAACAAAUUAUGAAAAUGACGUUUGUUGUGAAUUUCGGAAGGAUGGAUGCUUGGAACAUUAAAAAUCAAAAAUAAAUUGGCAGAGUGUAUGAACGCUUUUAUAUGUACACACGGUUCUAAUUGGGCAUCCUUGCAUUGCAUGGGAAUAUCAAGUGUCGAUAACAGUCGAGCCUUUGUGUUUGCGCCAUCUAGUGGCACGAAAGCUUCUAUGAAAAUAGUGCCAUUUGUCAAGAUGCCAUAGAUGUCCUCAUGCAUAGAAAAAUAAAACACUCCGGUUGCCUUGUC